Molecule: messenger RNA, 633 nt
Organism: Morus notabilis
Lineage: Eukaryota; Viridiplantae; Streptophyta; Magnoliopsida; Rosales; Moraceae
Exons: 1
Coding region: 83-391 (102 amino acids)
Source: RefSeq, a predicted model, not a curated record
ACAUCAGGGCACUUGACCUGACCACUCUAUUUCUCUCUCUAUUCGUCGUCUGAACCCCAAAGCUCUAACGACGGCAUCCAUCAUGCUCCGGCACCGCGUCCUUUCCGCCCUCCGUAGCCGCGGCGGCGCAACCGCCGGUCCCAGCCGCUGGGCCACUCCCGGCCACGAGGAACACCCCAAGGGCUACUUCCUCAACCGGACUCCGCCGCCGCCCGGCCAGUCCCGCAAGUGGGAGGACUGGGAAUUGCCCUGCUACGUCACCAGCUUCCUAGCCAUCGUCAUCCUCGGCGUCGGCCUCAACGCCAAGCCCGAUCUUACCAUCGAGACCUGGGCCCACAAGAAGGCCCUCGAGCGCCUCGAGGUCGAGCAGGUCGCUUCCGAAUCCGACUGAUCGGAACUCGGUGAGUGAGAUCGUUUUCUAUGGAUCGAAAAGCUGUUUCUGCGAUUUGAUUAGGGUUUGGGGGAUUGAUGAUGGAAAAUAAUGGGUUGUUGAUAUUAUAGCUCGAAAAUAAGGCCUUUUGUUUUUCGAAUCUCUGUGAAAGCUUUAACUUGUCUGCGUAAUUUUACUUUCUGGACGUUUUGACUCGUUUAUUAUGUCUCAAAUAGUUCAUAAAAGUUUUAUUGCUUCCAAUC